CUCUCGUCACGUACCUAUAGCUCCAUCUGCAGUGACGCCUUGUGCCCUCUUUUGCAAACUUUCACAUCAUUACAACGGAUUGCUAGAUUGCCAGCAGCCCACCGUUCCGCCGCAGCCCUGAUCCCCGAUUUCACCCAUCACUCCAAUUGAUUCAGCGCGAGACAGGAUUUUGCCAUUUAGAACAACCGAAUCGAGAUGGCGGACUCAGGGCUCGUCAAGUCGGAGUUCGUCAAGGACGAGCCGGCUGCCUCGCCAAUGGCGCUUGACGAGGACGACCUCUUUGAAGAUGCUGGCGAUCUCGACUUCUAUGACAAAUCGGCUCCCGGAAAUACGUUUGAGACGCUGUACCUUGCGCGCAUCCCCAAGUACAUGUGGGAUGCGUGGAUCAAGGUGACCGAGAAGCUGGGCGACGACGACGAGAUCCAGAUCGGCACGCUACGGACGUGGAACGAGCCUCAGAUGGACACAUUGGCAGAUGGGACGCCUCGUGAGCUUACGAAGCUGCGCAUGCUCCUCACGGCGAAUACCCCGGAGCACCAGCUUCUCCCUCGAGAGUACGAUCUGGAGAUUCUCGACCAGGACGUGAACAAUUCCUUCAUCUUCAGCGAAGAGGAUCUGCCGGGUUACAAGAACAAAACGCGCUCAGAUGCGGCUAGCGCUGGAAUACCACUCGCCCUGCUACGAUCGAGAGGAAAUGGCAAUGGCGGUUCCGAGAGGCCAACCUAUGAUCGAAGGAGUCGGUACCAGCCGUAUUACCGCAAAGCUAUCCCGAAGAAAACCAAAAUCUUUGGUAAAAUCCGAUACGAUCUACGUGUUGAGCCACGAAACCUACGGGAAGAAGAGGAGCUCUUGGCGAAGCGCAUCUUUGAAGCCGAGAAUUCCAAAACGAAGCUUCAAAUCAUCAGCAGGAACAAAGCGUCUUCCAUUAUCAAUCCUGGAGCUACGGGCUCCGUUAGCUGGGGAGGAAAUUUCAUCAAAAAUGCUGCCCCUACUGCUAAACCCAAGAAGGGCGAAAUCCUCAAGGCUACUCGUAUUCCAAAGAACCAGCUUCUCGAUCUUAUUUUCGAUUGCUUCCGUCAAUAUCAGUACUGGUCGAUGAAGGCCCUGCGGCAAAGAACUCAGCAGCCAGACUCUUAUCUACGCCAGGUCUUGGAGGAAGUUGCAGUUCUCAACAAGAGCGGCCCAUUUGCCAACCACUACUGCUUGAGUGAAGCUUACCGAGAUAAGGGUGGCAAUGAUGCCAAAGAGGCUGCCGCGGAGGCGAUGGAUGAUGAUGGCGAUGACGACGAGGGUGAAGAAAUGGAAGAUGUGCUGGUGAUGCAGUGAGAUUAUGUCUCAUUAAACGUCUUUUUUCACAGCUAUGUCCGCUAUGAAUGGGCGGUACCACAGGGAGAGCCUUUUCUUUCUUCCAUGUUCUUCCGUUAUUUUUUUCAUUUAUCUCAAAGGACGGAAUACCAGCCGUUUAAAUAUGAAAACAAGAGUCAAUGGGUAUCAACUGGCGUCGGGGCGUUGGGUUCAUGCCGCUCAAGGCAUUUAAUACCCUUUUUAUAAUGGGAAAUCCUAGCUAAGAGUAUAGAGUAUAUCAAUUGAUUAUAC
Trichoderma asperellum CBS 433.97 is the source of this 1596-nucleotide messenger RNA. RefSeq lists its product as uncharacterized. Gene Ontology annotation, cellular component: transcription factor TFIIF complex. Gene Ontology annotation, biological process: transcription by RNA polymerase II; transcription initiation at RNA polymerase II promoter. NCBI's taxonomy places the organism in Eukaryota, Fungi, Ascomycota, Sordariomycetes, Hypocreales, Hypocreaceae. The record is from RefSeq and is a predicted model, not a curated record.